AUCCACUGGAAUAAUUUAGCUGGUGCCUGGUUGUUCAGAAAUUGUCGAUUUUUGUGCAAAAAAUGAUUAAAUAAAAGGUGUGAUUUUGAUUCGGAAGGGAUUAUGGCUUCGCGCAGGAUGUCCCCAGCGCCAAAGCCAGAGGUUUCAUCCCGCCCUGGAUCGCCUGCAGUGCAUUCUGUAAGCAGCGAGCAAGCAUUCCUGGAAACCUACUUUCUUCUUUUAAGUCAAUUUGGUUUCGAUAAAGCCAAAGAGUCGGCUGAAAAAGAAAGUAAUUCAAAGAAAGGCCAACUUGCUGGUAUAUCACCAUGGUUUGCAUUGAUUAGCAGUUUGAUUGUACUUGCUGAAGCAGAAAAAACCUACUCAUCUUUUUCAUUUGUUGUGAAGAAAAGAUUUCGAAAGGAUUCCCUGAUUUCGCACUAUCAAACACUUGAAAGAGAAUCAGAUAAGUUAUGUGAAGUCUGUUCUGGUAAACAUGGAACAGUUCCUUUAAUACCUGAGGUUAUAAGCCAUGGUUUGUUAGCUGAACUUUGCCGCCAUCUUAACCAGUUUGUGAAAGCAAGACAAGAGAGCAUGAGGCUUUAUGAAAACCUUGGCGCAGUUGGAGUGAAUGUUCACGCAAACAAUAGUUCUGGGAUUAACUAUGUUGAAAUGGCAAAAUCAGUGGAGGCUUUGAAAAAUAAGAAUUCAAAAUUGUUCCAUCAUCCUAUUUUAGAUCCAAUAAAAUCAUCAUUCAGUGUUGAAAUGGACAUACUUCAUCAUAUAUUACAAGCUCAGUGUGAUUUGGCUGAUUGGAAGUUUCUGCCCUCGCUGCUGCAUCUUCAUGAAAGCAAAGCCAAGCUCUUCUCAUGGAAUAAAGUGUUGUCACCAUCAGUUGUUAAAGAUUCGUUCACAGGAUCUCUAACUGUAAAGAAACGAUUUGGUGGGGGAUCCAGGAGACAAAUCGAAGUUCCACUGUUGUUCCAGUGGCUGGCAAGAUUUCACGCGACACUUGUUUCUAAGUUUUCGCUCUAUUUCCACGCAACUCUUAGCGAACAAACAACGCCAUCAGAAAUGAAGAGUCUCACUGCGAAGGCAAACGUUGACUACGUCAGCAAGAUUGCAUCCUUCACGCGUCGAGCUGAUGUAUCUUACGUUUGUUUGGUCCUCAACACACGCGAUCUGAAAGAAACGUACAAGGGUCCUGGUUACCACCUCCCGCAUGUGAAGAUAGAGUUACCAACUGGAAUACAUUCUUACCCCGCCGUUUUUAGCUAUCCUAAUGAAUGCCCUACAAAUCUUUGGCCAUCAAUAGUAUCUCUCAUUCAAGACCGCGAACUGUUCUUAGCCCAGGAAAAGAUCGUUUAUUUUUACGACGAAAGAACGCAAAAUACAUAUUUUCUGGCAAAAGUUGACAUUCGAAUGACUUUGGUCGCCAUUUUCAAAGCGAAGAAAAAUGAAAGAGAUUCUUAUGUCGUCAAUUUUUUUCAAGAUGUGACGAGCGAUUUACGGAACACAAAUGUUCUGAAUGUACUUAUUAAAGCAACGUAGAGAUUGGAAGGAGAUGUUCUUAUGAAAAAUACAUUUCAAUUCUACAAUAAUACACAGUUUUGAAUGAAAAUGAAAAAUGCGUGGACACGAAAACGUCAAACGUCCGAAGUUCAACAUGCCGGGUCAAUAAUUCGGUGAAGAAAUUGUGAAACGGCUUUACGGAUUUUUACAAUUUAAAUAAAUUAUGUUUCUGUAAUUUCUCUACAAGUUACACGGCUCAGCUCGCAAAGAAAGUGUGAACCGCAUUCACUUUUAUAGAGUUUUAAACAGAUUUUUAUCUUGAAAUAAAGAAGAAAGAUCCCCGAAAAUAGAACAGAAUCAACGAAGAUAAAAAAUAAAAACUUUAUAUAAUAAAACUUUAAAUAAAAAUAUUAAGCAGAUUCUAUGAUCUGUAAAAUGCCUUUAGUACGAAGUAAAGAGAUUGCAAGUGGUAGUUGGAUAAAGGCAACACAGACAUCACUUGUUAAAAUACCAGCAUCAGUGGUAAAAAGUGCACAGAUAAAAAUAUCCCGAUGUUCUUAUUUUGUGACUCUUUUGCCUAAUCUUUUUCAGACAAAUUUUAAAUAAUUUGUGGACAACCUUUUGAAACAUACCAACAAUAUUUUAACUCUUUUUGAAAGUAAAUCUAACACAAGUUAUACUAUAGUUAUACUAUAGUUACAUCAUUAU
Dendronephthya gigantea is the source of this 2196-nucleotide messenger RNA. Its product is annotated as KICSTOR complex protein C12orf66-like. The transcript has 11 exons. Gene Ontology annotation, biological process: cellular response to amino acid starvation; protein localization to lysosome; negative regulation of TORC1 signaling. The coding region runs from base 103 to 1527 and encodes 474 amino acids. Gene Ontology annotation, cellular component: KICSTOR complex. The record is from RefSeq and is a predicted model, not a curated record. NCBI's taxonomy places the organism in Eukaryota, Metazoa, Cnidaria, Anthozoa, Malacalcyonacea, Nephtheidae.